AUGAACAGCUCCUGCCCCGGGGCCCGAUAAAUCCUUAGAGGCCGUAGUGAUUAGCCGAGGGGACAGCCCCGCCCUUGGCUCUUCCAGGCCCUCACUCCCCACCUCGCGCCGUCGCCGCCCCGCCUCCUUCUCCCGCCCGCCUGUCCUGCUGCGAGGUGACACGGGACUUCGGCUGGGGAAGGGGGCGAGGGAAGUAAGUUAGAUGUCGGCCUGGCGGCCUUGGCGCAGCCCCCAACAUUAUUUAAUCGCCCAACUACCACUGAUGAAGAUAAGUUGGAGUAACUGCUUGAACUGAAUUUUACUGACCAGAAUAGAGUCCAUUUGUUCCACUUCUUUUUGUUCUCCCUACUGCUUUGAGCUUUACUGUAACGGCUGAAAAACUUGGAAAAUAAAAUGAACAUGCUGUGGUCUUGAACAUAAUUUUUUUUUUUUUUUUGAGGAAAAAUUAAAGUGCCAGAGUGAAAGCCAGAAUGGCAUCCAGAGAGAGGCUCUUUGAACUUUGGAUGCUUUAUUGUACAAAGAAAGAUCCAGAUUACCUGAAGCUCUGGUUGGACAGUUUUGUUUCUAGCUAUGAACAGUUCUUAGAUGUUGACUUCGAAAAGUUGCCUACCAGGGUAGAUGAUGUGCCUCCAGGAAUAUCUCUGCUUCCUGAUAAUAUUCUGCAGGUUCUAAGGAUCCAGCUACUACAGUGUGUUCAGAAAAUGGCAGAUGGGUUAGAGGAACAACAACAAGCUUUGUCAAUUUUGCUUGUCAAGUUCUUCAUUAUUCUUUGCAGAAAUCUAUCUAAUGUGGAAGAAAUUGGGACUUGCUCAUAUAUUAAUCAUGUCAUCACUAUGACAACACUCUAUAUUCAGCAAUUAAAAAGCAAAAAAAAAGAGAAGGAAUUGGCAGAUCAGACAUCUGUUGAAGAAUUUGUGAUCCAUGCAUUGGCGUUUUGUGAAAGUUUGUAUGAUCCAUAUCGGAAUUGGAGGCAUAGAAUUUCAGGACGAAUCCUUAGUACUGUGGAAAAGAGCAGACAGAAAUAUAAACCAGCUUCUCUCACAGUGGAGUUUGUCCCUUUCUUUUAUCAGUGUUUUCAGGAAAGUGAACAUCUCAAGGAAAGUCUUAAGUGUUGCUUAUUGCAUCUCUUUGGAGCCAUUGUAGCCGGUGGGCAGAGGAAUGCUUUGCAAGCAAUUUCUCCAGCCACCAUGGAAGUUCUUAUGAGAGUUUUGGCAGAUUGUGAUUCCUGGGAGGAUGGAAAUCCUGAAGAAGUGGGUAGGAAGGUAGAACUUACUCUGAAGUGCCUUACAGAAGUAGUACAUAUCCUUCUCACUAGCAGCUCUGAUCAGCGUCAGGUGGAAACCAGCACUAUUUUGGAGAACUAUUUUAAAUUGCUAAAUUCAGAUCAUUCGGCUUUACCUAAUCAAAGGAGGUCCAGACAGUGGGAAAGCCAGUUCAUAGCUCUGCAGAUCAAAAUGUUGGAUACCAUCACAGCCAUGUUAGACUGCACUGAUAGGCCUGUUCUUCAGGCCAUUUUUCUUAACAGUAAUUGCUUUGAACAUCUCAUACGACUGUUACAGAAUUGCAAGGUGUUUCAGGGACAGUUGGAUUGUUUGGCUAUAUCAACCAUUCAGGCUUUGACAGCAGUAAUGAACAAAUCUCCAGCUGCUAAGGAAGUAUUUAAAGAAAGAAUUGGUUAUACACAUAUGUUUGAGGUUUUAAAAUCCCUGGGUCAGCCACCACUGGAACUACUUAAAGAACUUAUGAAUAUGGCUGUAGAGGGUGACCACACUUCAGUUGGGAUUUUGGGCAUUAGUAAUGUCCACCCUCUCUUGCUUCUUAUCCAGUGGCUUCCAGAGCUAGAAUCCCAUGAUCUGCAAAUCUUCAUCUCUGAUUGGCUGAAAAGAAUUUGUUGUAUUAAUAGGCAGAGUCGAACUACUUGUGUCAAUGCAAACAUGGGACUUCACAUCAUCAAAACUCUUGAUUCCCAUUCUUCCCUCCAUCGAACUUGUGCUGAGAACUUGAUUGCACUUCAUGGUUCCUUGGGGAGUCAGUCAGUGAGCUCAGAAGAAAUACGUCGACUACUAAGAUUGCUGAGAGUGGAUGAAUCUGAGUAUAUUCACCCUUAUACCACUCCUGUGACUCGAGCAAUUCUGACAAUGGCCCGAAAACAAAGUCUAGAGAGCGCACUGCAGUAUUUUAAUUUGUCACAUAGUAUGGCAGGAAUUUCUGUGCCUUCCAUACAGAAGUGGCCAGGGUCUGCUUUUUCUUUCAAUGCUUGGUUUUGCUUAGAUCAGAAUCAGUUGACUCUUGGCAAUACUAACAAAGGAGGAAAAAGAAAACAAUUGUACAGCUUCUUUACAGGAAGUGGCAUGGGUUUCGAAGCUUUUAUUACCCAUUCAGGUAUGUUGGUUGUGGCAGUGUGCACAAAAAGAGAAUAUGCUACAGUUAUGCUUCCUGACCACAGUUUCUGUGAUUCCCUCUGGCACAACAUAACCAUUGUUCACAUGCCUGGAAAAAGACCCUUUGGUCAGAGCCUUGUCUAUAUCUAUGACAACGGACAGCAGAAGGUCUCUGCCCCUCUCAGAUUUCCUGCCAUGAAUGAACCUUUUAUUUCCUGCUGCAUUGGUUCAGCUGGGCAAAGAACCACCACUCCUCCACCUUCCCAAAUCCCAGAUCCACCUUUUUCUUCCCCCAUUACCCCUCAUCGGACAUCAUUUGGUGGAAUUUUGUCAUCAGCCUCCUGGGGGGGAACACUUGAAAAAUCAAAAUUGAUUACCAAAUUGAUAUCAGCUGGAACCCAAGAUAGUGAAUGGGGAUGCCCCACAUCUCUGGAGGGUCAGCUAGGGUCUGUUAUCAUCUUCUUUGAAGCACUGCAGCCUCCUCAAGUGAAGGCAUUAUAUUUAGCAGGUCCAAACUGUUUAAGCCCUUGGAAAUUUCAGGAGUCUGACAUGGCUGAACUGCAUGGUAACAUCCUUCUUCAUUACACUGCAAAGGCCUGCAAAAAUUCAAUCUGUCUUGAUUUAUCUACUAAUUGUUUGCAUGGAAGAUUAACAGGAAACAAAGUAGUGAACUGGGACAUUAAGGACAUCAUAAACUGCAUAGGUGGAUUAAAUGUACUGUUUCCUCUGUUGGAACAAAUCAGCCACUUUGGUGAAGGACAGAUUUCUGAAGGAAUGAAUGAAAGUUCAGUUUCUGAAUUAAUAACGCCUGUAGAAGGAGAUUGGGUCAUAUUGACCUCCACAAAGGCAUCAGAGUCAAGAUUAGAAAGAAAUUUAAUUGCAACAUUUAUCUUGAUUGUGAAACACUUCAUUCAAAGACAUCCUAUCAACCAGGACAAUCUUAUUCAUUGCCAUGGAGUUGCCACUCUUGGUGCCUUACUUCAGAAGGUGCCAAGCUCCUUGAUGGAUGUUAAUGUACUGAUGGCAAUUCAGUUACUAAUUGAACAGGUAUCAUUAGAGAAAAAUAUACAGCUCCUGCAGCAAAUGUAUCAAUAUUUACUCUUUGACUUCCGUAUUUGGAACCGUGGAGAUUUUCCCUUUCGAAUUGGUCACAUACAGUAUCUUUCCACCAUCAUCAAAGACAGCAGGAGAGUUUUCCGAAAGAAGUAUGGUGUGCAGUUUCUCCUCGAUACACUUAGGAUUUAUUAUGGGAGUGAUUGUAAAUAUAGUGAGCUGUCUCUAGAUGACGUUCGAACAAUAAGGACUUCUUUGUAUGGACUAAUUAAAUAUUUUCUGUGCAAAGGUGGAACUCAUGAAGAGAUACAGAGUAUUAUGGGUUACAUAGCUGCUGUCAAUGAAGAAGAACAGCUCUUCGGAAUUUUGGAUAUGCUCUUCAGUCUCCUCCAUACCAGCCCAACUAGAGGUCAGCUUUUCUUACUGCUGUUUGAACCAGGAAAUGCUGACAUACUUUAUGCCUUGCUCUUAAAUCAGAAGUACUCUGACAGACUAAGAGAAAUAGUUUUUAAGGUUAUGGAACAAAUGUUGAAAUGCACAAAUGUUUAUGAACGAAGUAAACAACGUAUUCGGCUCAGAGAAGUUGGCUAUUCAGGAUUGGGACUUCUUCUUAAUGAAGCACCCAUUAAUACCUCUCUCAUUAAAAGCCUCAUCAAUCAGAUUAUAAAUACAGAUCCUGCUAUUAAUUUCAAAGACCUGUUGUCUGUGGUAUAUAUAUCUCACAGAACACAUAUAAAUGUCAGGGUGGUUAUCUGCAGAAAGAUUUUACAGAUUUUGCAGUCCCAGCCAGAUGCAGCACAUCAAAUAUCUCAACAAGUGGGUUGGCAAGACACUUUAGUUAGGCUUUUUUUAAAAACAAAUUUUGAAAAUGGAAAUACUCUCCAUAAGCACAGUAGGGCUAUUUCAAUGAAAGACAGUGAUAAAAAUUUCUCAGCUGAAGAUAUUAAGAGGAACUCUGAUGAAAAGAUCGAUGAGGAAAGAAUCAACUCUUUUGCCUCAGCUAAUGUGUCUUCAGAUCAGUGGAGUUUAGAGGAUAGACACUCUCUAGACUCACACACACCAUUAUUUCAAGAAGAUAGUUCUGUGGGAGAAUUAUCUUUCAAAUCAGAGAAUCAAGAAGAAUUCUGGAAUAAUAACCCUUCACAUUUGAGUUUAGAUCUCAGUGGAAUAGACUCAUGUGAACUGAGUGACAGUGGAAGUCACAUGCCAGACAGCCUGCCUAGCACGCCAUCCCCAAUAGAAUCUACUAAAUCAUUUUCUGUGCAUUCUGACAAAGAGAGCAGCAUCAUAAAUGAUCCAGGGUUUGGUGAUGACUUCUCUUUACUUGAAAGCCAAGAGAGAUGUGAGGAGGAGCUUCUUCAAUUACUGACAAAUAUUUUGAACUAUGUAAUGUGUAAGGGACUAGAAAAGUCUGAUAAUGGUACUUGGAUUGAACGGGGACAAGUGUUUUCAGCACUAACUAAACCAGGAAUAUCCAGUGAACUACUUCGACCCUCAGAUGAAAUAAAAUUAAUUUUGCUACAGAACAUGUUAGAAUGGACAGUCACAGAAAACAGAGAAUCAAAAACGAAUCCAGUAACUGCUGAAAAUGCCUCCCGACUCAUCCUGAUCAUACAGGACUUUCUGCAGUCAGAGGGCCUUGUUAAUUCAAACAUGUGGACUGAGAAGCUUUUAGACGAUCUGAUGCUACUCUUUGAUGGUCUGUCAGUUUGGUAUUCUGAAGGUCAAGUAUGGGCAAAACUGCCUCAAAUUCAAAUCCAGUUGCUUCUAGGAUUCAUUGGAAGGGGAAAUUUGCAGGAGUUUUUUGUGGAACCAUUUAAUAGAAAAGCCCGCCAAGAGAACUUGAGGUAUAAUAAUACACUUAAACAACUUAGCAAUCAACAGUUAAUCACUCUGAGACGCUGGAAGGCAGUACAGCUCUAUCUUACAUCUGAAAGGGGACCUUGGGCUGAAAGGAAACAAAAUCCAAUUCACUGGAAACUAGCUAAUGUAGAAAAUUAUUCCCGCAUGAGACUUAAAUUGGUGCCAAAUUAUAACUUCAAAACUCAUGAAGACGCUAGUGCUCUCAGAGAUAAUCUAGGCAUCCAACACUCACAGCCUUCCAGUGAUUCAUUGCUUUUGGAAGUAGUGAAACAAGUAAAAGUUAGCAAUAUGGAGGAGGAUAAAUUAGACCUUCCUGAAGAAGACUUAACAGCCAGAGGAAAUAUUGAUGAGAAAGAAGAACAGGAUCAAAAAGAAAAAUUGGUCUUGUCGGAAGAUUGUGAACUCAUUACAAUAAUUGACGUAAUUCCUGGCAGAUUAGAAAUCACUACUCAACACAUUUACUUCUAUGAUUGCAGUAUUGAAAAAGAAGAUGGAGUAGGCUUUGAUUUCAAGUGGCCUCAUUCUCAAGUUCGAGAGAUUCAUCUGCGGCGUUACAAUUUAAGGAGGUCAGCUCUUGAGAUUUUUCAUGUUGACCAAUCCAACUACUUUCUCAAUUUCAAAAAAGAGGUUAGAAACAAAGUAUAUAGCAGACUGUUGUCACUUCAUUCUCCAAAUAGUUAUGGAACCAGAUCACCACAGGAAUUAUUCAAAGCAUCAGGAUUGACACAGAAAUGGGUGAACAGAGAGAUAUCCAAUUUUGACUACCUCAUUCAAAUAAAUACAAUGGCAGGACGAACCUAUAAUGACCUUGCGCAGUAUCCUGUGUUUCCCUGGAUUUUACAAGAUUAUACGUCAGAAGAGUUGGACCUUAAUAACCCAUCUGUAUUUCGAGAUCUUUGCAAACCAAUUGGAGUAGUUAAUGAUAAAAAUGCCAAAGCCAUGCGAGAAAAAUAUGAAAAUUUUGAGGAUCCCAUGGGAACUAUUGAUAAAUUUCAUUAUGGUACUCACUAUUCAAAUUCUGCUGGGGUUAUGCACUAUCUUAUUCGUACAGAACCAUUCACCACCCUCCACAUCCAGCUUCAGAGUGGAAGGUUUGACUGUGCAGAUCGACAGUUCCAUUCCAUCCCCGCCACAUGGCAGGCUCUCAUGGACAACCCAUAUGAUGUGAAGGAACUUAUUCCUGAAUUCUUCUAUUUCCCAGAGUUUUUGGAAAAUCAAAAUCAAUUUAACUUGGGUUGUCUACAAGUUUCCAAAGAAGUAGUAAAUGAUGUCAUUCUCCCCAAAUGGGCUAAGUCAGCUGAAGAUUUCAUCUAUAAACAUAGGAAAGCUCUGGAGUCUGAAUAUGUUUCUGCUCAUCUUCAUGAAUGGAUAGAUCUGAUUUUUGGCUAUAAACAGAGGGGGCCAGCGGCAGUGGAAGCACUCAAUGUUUUCUAUUACUGUAGUUAUGAAGGAGCUGUGGAUCUGGAUGCCUUAACAGAUGAGAAGGAAAGAAAAGCCUUAGAAGGGAUGAUUAAUAAUUUUGGGCAGACACCUUGUCAACUGUUAAAGGAACCACAUCCUCCUAGAUUGUCAGCAGAAGAAGCAGUGCAGAAGCAGACCAAAACAGACACUUCAACCCUAAACCUAUUUCAACACCUCUCUGAACUCAAGUCAUUUUUUAUAGAGGGAAUUAGUGAUGGCAUUCCACUAAUAAAGGCCAUUGUCCCCAAAAAUCAGUCUCGUUCUUUUAUGUCUCAAGGCAGUCCUGAGUUACUGAUAACAGUAAGCAUGAAUUACAUUGUUGGAACCCAUGGAUGGCUGCCUUAUGACAGAAACAUUUCUAAUUACUUUACAUUCAUCAAAGAUCAAACUGUAACAAAUCCAAAAACUCAGCGUAGUAUGAAUGGUCCUUUUGCUCCAGGGCUGGAGAUCACUUCUAAGCUAUUCAUAGUAUCACAUGAUGCGAAGUUGCUUUUCAGUGCUGGACACUGGGAUAAUAGCAUUCAAGUGAUGUCACUUACAAAAGGCAAAAUUAUUUCACACAAUAUCAGACACAUGGAUAUUGUGACUUGUUUAGCUACAGAUUACUGUGGAAUACAUUUGAUUUCUGGUUCCAGAGACACUACAUGUAUGAUAUGGCAAAUAACACAACAGGGAGGUGUUCCUGUGGGCUUAGCAUCUAAACCCUUUCAGAUUCUGUAUGGACACACUGAUGAAGUAUUGAGUGUCGGCAUCAGCACUGAACUAGACAUGGCAGUGUCAGGAUCAAGGGAUGGCACUGUGAUUAUACAUACCAUUCAGAAAGGUCAAUACAUGAGGACUUUACGGCCACCUUGUGAGAGUUCUCUGCUCCUGACUAUUCCUAAUUUGGCUGUAUCUUGGGAAGGACAUAUUGUCAUCUAUUCCAGCAUUGACGAAAACACCAAUCUCAAGGAUAAGAAUGCGUUACAUCUGUUUUCCGUAAAUGGCAAGUAUCUAGGGUCCCAAGUCCUGACAGAACAAGUAUCGGAUAUUUGUAUCACUGGAGAACAUAUUAUCAUGGGCAGCUUACAAGGCUUCCUGUCCAUAAGAGAUCUCCACAGUUUGAAUCUCAGCAUGAACCCAUUAGCCAUGCGAAUGCCUAUCCACUGUGUUUGUGUAACCAAAGAAUACAGCCAUAUUCUUGUAGGAUUAGAAGAUGGCAAGUUGAUUGUAGUGGGUGUUGGCAAGCCAGCUGAGAUGCGUUCAGGUCAGCUUUCUCGAAAAUUGUGGGGAUCUAGCAAGCGACUCAGCCAGAUUUCAGCUGGAGAAACUGAAUAUAAUACUCAAGAUUCCAAGUGAUUACUAUUUCCAUCUUCUGUCAUGGAUAAAUGAAACUUGAUUUAUUGCUUUGUCACUUUAACCACAUCUCUCAACUAUCUGAAAUAUAUCAGGGCUUUUAUCACUGAAAAUCAUUUAGCGAUUACCAAAAUUCAGUGUGCUAUGUGUGUAUAAAGACACAGGUUGUAUUAUUAUCCACUUUAAAAAUUUCUGGUUAACAAUGAAUCCAGUCUUACUAGUUCUUGAUCUACAUCAAGGUGGAUUUGAGAAAAUACAAUUGAAUUAGAUUUGUGGUUCAUUCCUAAAGAUCAUUAGAGCCAUUGGGGGAAAAAACUCCCAAAAAUGAAGAAAUUGGAUAUAAUUCCAUUAUUAUUCUAAACACCAAAAUUUAAGGUAUUUCUAAGAAGAGUACAGAUGAUGGGACAGUUGAGAGAGAUGGCUUUUAAUGUAUUCUUUAGUUAAUCAUUUUCCUAUUUACUGACCACCAUAUUUAAAAAUAUAUAAACUUAUUUAUGGAACUCCUGAUUGGGGUAAUAUUUUAAAGGCACCUGUUGCACACUUGGAUUUUCAAAACUCAGUGUAAAUUCCAGGUUUUCAUGAUAAGUUGAAUAUAAGACAGUUGAAACCGGUACAUUGGGUCAUUCCACUACUACUUAGCUUAUUACUAAUGAGAACUUACUGAAAUACAUUAUUAUGCUUAAAUAAUAAAGGUUAAGUAGGAAUAAGAGAAACUAGAGAUAUAUUUUGCAGAUGUAUUUCAUUAGUAGUAUAAUUAAGGAAAAAUGCUGAUUAUGAUUUUGACAGGUGGACCCUUUAAGUAUUAGCAUUUGCAACACAAUUUAUAUCUGCCAAGUUCAAAUUGUCUUGGCUUAUUCUUUACUAAGCAAAUACUUUGUCUUUCCCCAUAAUUAGAAAUGUUAGCAAUGAUACCCAAAUACAUUAACAUUUUUACCUACAACUUCCAUGUGAUUGAUAAAUGAAAAGAUAUGCAUCACUUAAACUAGUCAUUUAGAUAUAGUAAUUUUUAAAAACAUUUCUAUUUCAUGUUAUGUAUAACUUUUAAGAUAAUUUUAUUAUACAUAGUUAAGUAUUACAUAUGCUUAAUGUUCAAUAUUUUAAAGUAAAAAGCUGAUAGAUUUAUUUUGGAAUUCAAAGAGAUUGUUAAACCUAGUGCUUUUAUAAGGUCAUCUUUUGAGUUAGGUCAGAGAGCUUUUACAACUACAAGUGUCCUUAAACUGAGAUUCCAUGGGUUUGGGGGAAUUUAUGAAUCCCCUGAAAUUGUGUGGAAAUUCCAUGUGUUAACUGCAUUUUUUUCAGAAGUGAGUGUGUGGCUUUCAUAAAGGGGUCUGUGAUCAGAAGGAAAAAAAAGACUUCUCACAGUAAUAGUUGCUUAUAAAAUAAUAAUAUUCCUUUUUAUUCCACAUAGAUUUCCUUACAUCUGGUUGUCUUCUCAGUGGCAUCUUUAAGAAACUUUCCCUCUGUAAUUCUUCUCUUCAGUUGUCCACAGUAUCCAAUACCAUUCUCUUUAUAAUCCUAUGAGUGAGUAAAAAAAAUUUAAGAGAAGUACAGGGUUCAGUUUAGGGAAGCUUUUUGAAUAGAUGUGAUCUGUUUGAGUCAGGACUAAUAACUUAUAGAAGAAUUUUUCCUUCCAAUUAUUUAAAAUCCCCUGUUUUGUUCAGUAAAAAAAAAACAUACAGUUAUGUUUUAGGUAAAUAACACUGAAAUAAACUGGUGCAGCAAGUGUAAAAUGGAGCAUAUGUAAAUGUAAAGAUUUCCUUUUUAAGGACUUCAGAAAUUUGUGAUGAAAAUGUCUCAAAACAAGUCAAUAGAGAUAAUUAUGAUUUAUUGAGAUUUGUUGCUUCUAUUUAUUUAAUUCUAUUUCUGUUUUUUAUAUUACAUCUUUUAGGAGGUUUCAAGUCAUCAGAACCAACAUGAUUGACUUUUGAUAUUUUAAAUGUUGAUUUUUAAAAAAAACUUUUCUGAAUCAAAAUUUUGGAAAUUUUUCUUUUGCUUACUUAUCCAGAGAUUUUGGUAUAAGGAUGCCUUAUUUUUAAGGUUACUUAAUACUGGCUUUGGAAUUAUUUUGGAUGGAUGCUUACAAAUUACAAAGAAGUUUAACUUAUCAGGGCAAAAUUCCUAAAUUUAUGGUGUUUUACUUUGCUGCUCUUUAGAUGGAAGAACUGAACAAGCAGUAUUCAUUUUAUAGCACAAAUAGAAGACCCUUUGUUCACAGUAAAAUAAAUAUCCUACCUAGACUAACAGUAGAUGCUCAGAACUGUGGAAUUCUUCCUAUAUUACUUUUUCCAAAAAGUAAAAACCAAAAAUGUAAGAUUUUCAGGGAAAUCUGAGAAUACUAGCAUUAGUCUAGAGGAAUGGAACUUGAGUUUAUCUAUUAAAGUAAGCAAAUAUAGUAGAACCAUUAGCUGAAAAAUAUAAGCCUCUUUUAAACAGUGUAGCCCACUGAAUUAAAAAUGACUAGAUAAAAUCACUGGAAAGAUAUACUUUGGGGGAUUCUGGUGUAUUUAGAUGUUAUCCGUAGAAGAUGUUUCUAUUUAUAUAAUGGGAUAAAUGAACAACAGUAUGAUUAGAAUGGAAUAACAGGUGAUUUCAGUUGAUCAGUAUAAUAACUUAGUAUAAUAACUUAGCUGCUAUGAAGUUUAUUAUGUAAAGAAAUUCUCAUCUGCUUUUGUUUCUUGACACUGGUGAUGAUGGAAAUAAAAAAUCUGGUGAUGGGUAGAGAUUUAUACUAGGAUAAUGAUUUUGCUCUUACAAAGUGAGGUCUCAAGUAUUAAAACAUAACAAUAGCUGUGUUCAUUUAGAGAAUAAAGAACCAGUUUUUCACUCUCCAAUCAGUAUUCUGUUAUAAUUAGAAUUGGAGGAGAGAAGAAAAAAUAGAUCAGGGCAUGGAAAUUAGAAAAGUAUAUGAUGAAAAUAAAGCUUGUCCAGUUGGCUUACAUUAAGCCUGUGAAGCUCGUGUCAGCUAUUAAUAAGUUUCUAUCUAUUAGUUUCCAUUAGGUCACAGUGCUUUUUUUAGGUCACAUCCUUUUUGUAGGGGAGAAAAUGCCGGGUAUUCAUGUCAUUAGCAAGGAAUGUCAGUGAGGCUUCCUUUUUUACUCAAUGUAAGGCAUAUAACAAUUAUCCUUAAAGAACUGGUAUUGAGAAUCAGUUUUAUGCAUCUGAAGGGAGUAAGUGUAUCCUCAUAAUUAAUUAGAAUUUAGAUUUGAAAGUUGAAUCUUAACCUAAGAUUGUUUAUAUUUUACUCGAAUAAGAGUAGGCAGAGAAAAUUUUAACUUGAAUACCAGAUUUUUAUUUAAUGAUGAUAGACACAUGGCCUUUGCCUUUAGGUAUAUUUUUAUUGUUGUUACUAAAGAAAUCACUAAUGGAAAUCUUUUAAAUUUAAAGAGGUUAGCCCCUUUUAUAAAUAUUUACAUUUAUAAAAAUGAGUAGCAUUGUUUUUAUUACCCUUCCAAUGAAAAGAUGCAAGUGCAUGAACUAUAUUAAAUAUAAAUAUUAAAUAAUAUAUAUAUAUAACAUGUACUGUCAUAGGGUGUGUGUGGGAAUGAGUGAAGGUUGGUCUCUUCAAAUACAUUAAUACAAUUGUCUUCCAUAAAUAAGUUCUUAAACCUGUCUGUGGGAUAAAAUUUUUGACUGAUAAAAAUGCAUAUAUAUUUUUUCUUUUCUAAAUCGAAUCUGUUGUUUUCCUCUAUCACCCAGACUGCUAGCUUGUCCUAAUUAUUGUUCAUCAGCUGAUUCUGUUCUUUCCCAGUAAGUGGCCAAUCUUAAAUAUUUUUAUUACUCCCAACAAAUAUCCAUUCUCAAUAUUCUUUUUAACCAAAUUCCUUUAUCAUAUAUACGCAACAUUUGUUUUGCUUUAAAUUUAACCCCAUCCAGAGCAUUGUUCUGAAGAGCUUUCCUAUAUCAGAGUCCCGGUGGUGCUUUUUCUGAUGACAUUACUGCAACAACAAAUACAAUGUUAUCACUCAUCAUUUCAAUAUUUAUUAAAAUGUUGGCCACAACUUCUUUAAUUUGAAUCUAGCAUUUCUAAGCCAGUGUUUCUUAAAAUUGAGAUUGCAGAUCAGACUUGUCCAUGAAGUUCUAUAAAUAUACAGAAGUCUAGGCACUACUCUGGACGUUCUGAAUUUCUUUACUUAGUAUAAAAAAAAUUGUCUCAGAAUUCUUAUAUUAAGUCUUAAAAUAUUUUCCACUAUGGAAAUUAUAUCCAUUUUUAUAAAUCAGAUUGCUUAUUCACAGACAUAUAUGAAAAUAGGUUUAAUCAUUAUCCUUGGAGACAUUUUUCUAAAAUUUGCUUGGAAUGGCUUUCUUUGUUUAGCUUGCCACUGAAACAACCAAAUUUCCUUUUCAGUUGCAUUAUUAUUAUAACUUUCUUCAGACCUUUCACAUUUGAAUAUUAUAACUAACAUUUGCUCCCAAAAAAGUGUGUUUGCUUUUAUUACUUCCUAGUGAGUCAGUGAGUAUUUGCAUAUUUGAAUUAAGUAACAUUUUAAAGUAUUAAUAAAAAGCAUGAGUCACAAAAUGCUAGGUUUAAAAAUAGAAUUAGGUCUUUCAUAGCCUUGAAGGUAGUAAUCAAUAGAAUUUUUCUAAUUAAAAAGCAUUGGAUAUAUUCCCUAAGUACUUCUGAUGACUUCUCAAUAUGGAAAUAAUCUUUAAUUUUUUCAUAUAAAAAGUCCUAGUAUUACAGAAAAUAAAGGAUUAACAUUUAAAAUAUUUAGGCCUGUAUUGGAAAUGAUGUAAUUUCCUAUGUUAAAAAUAUAAAGCCAUCCUACAUAUAGGAGUUAUGUGAUUUUCUUCAGUUUAAGAACCCUGUCUAAAAGUGGCUAUAUUAUCAUAAACUUUUGGGCUAGAUUGUAUAAUUCAUCAGACAUACCUUAGAUUAUCUCACUGACAUUUGUCACAUGUGGGUGAUUUCUAAACACAUUACAAGAUUUGGACUUAUGAAGCUAAUGGCUGUAGUGAAAAAUAAAAGGACAGAUAUACAACUGUAUUUACUUUUAUCUUAAUGCCUAUAAUCUUAUAAACUGAAAAUUCAAGGGAAAAGAACAAAUAGAAAGUCACUAAUCUAAUAUCUGUUUUCUGUGGUAUAGAUUUUUAAUGUUUCCCUGGAAACUUAUUUUGCAAAUAUUACGAUAACAACAGCACAGUUCUGUCACUGAAUUACCCAUUCAUUUUUCAAAGUUGACGGUUAGUGGAGUUUUGGGUGUGUUUGUGUGUGUUUUUCCACUUAUAAUAUGAUGGCUGUCUCAUUUAAAAUUUAAACCUAUUUUUGAAUGUACAAAUGAUUAGUUACUUGUAAUACUACAAUGUAGCACUGUAAUUUAAGAAUAAAAAAUUUAGGUAGGGUUGAAAAAUAAAAUUAUAUUUUUUUGAUUAAAAUAUAAACUUUUUUAAAAAGUCUUAUUCCAAUUGGACCUGUUAAAAUUUUAUUUUGGUAAUAAUAUAUUUCAAAAUAAUAGGUAUUAAAACCAGAGGUUCUCUGGUAGCCAGGGUACUAACUAGUUAAUGUUAAAAUGCUAUUUUUGAUGUUCCUUCCUUUGGAAACAUUUCAUACACUAUCCAAACAAUGUGUUUUAAGAUUUAGUGGGCUCAACCUAUACAACAAAUGCCCGUCUUGAAUUUUGAAGGAAAAAAACUUACCUGUAAUUGGCAUUAUUUUGCUCUUCAGAAUGUUAAAAUCAUAUUAAUCAAUAAACACUUUAGAAGUGGUUCUGGUAAGGAGAUAUUGUUAGACCUAACUGAAAAAAAAUCAACCUCUUAAUUUCUUAUAUAGGGAUUAAAGAAAAUAACUUUAUUUCUUCCUUUGGGAUUUUGAUUGCUUUUAAAAGUAUCAUAGUUUCUACCUUCUUCUGAAAUUAUGAUAUAUUACAGUAGAUCUUGCUGUCAAAGAUCUUUUACAUUUUAGACUUUUUUUCCCCUCUUCUAGCAUUUUACUGCUCUCUGUGAUUCAAAAAUACUAUCACCAAAAAUAUUUGUGGAUACUGUUUAUUUUAUAAUUAGCUUUCUGUAAGAAAAAUUGUUAGCAAACUGUAUGGCUGGUCUGUUCUCUUCAGAAACUCCUAAGGAGUAUCGUUUUCCUUCCCCCAGUUGUUUGCUUUUAUAUACUUGGAGCAAAAAAUUUAGCAAAAAAUCAGAGAUUUAGCUAGACAUUUUCUAUCAGGUGCACUGCUAGAGAAAUGAAUCCAUCAAGACAGAAAAAUAUCAAACACACAUGAUUUGUCUCUUAUGUCAGUUUUUCUGGGACCCAGAUUAAAUAGGAACAUUUCAGUGUUAUCAUAGAGGGUGACAAUGACUUGAAUGCAUGUGAACACACAUAGAGGAGGAUAGCUGAAAAUUCAGAAUUACUUGUUUAAAAAAAAUACUUGCAAAUUGUGCUGCUACUUAAAUAUUUAAGGAAUUCAAAAGUAGUUAUCAUAAAACGUUCCUGCUCAUUUAUUCUGAUGGAAUUGACAUGAAAAAGAGAAUAUUAAGUCUUAUUUAUAUCUAAUUAUUGACUGUGCAAACUGUGACUCAAUGAAUAUUUGUAUGCCAAAAAAUGGUCUUAAAGUUGAGAAAAUUUUAGAUUUAAUAAAGAUGUGUAAAUAAUUUUGAUUAGUCUUCUCAUUAUAAUGAAGUUACUGUUAAUUUGGUGCAAUACAUUCUUUCCUUCCUCAUCUUUUUAAGAUUAAAUAUAUAAGAUGUAUGUUUUGUUUUAUUACAUUGGGUGUCUUAAAAUUUUUCACUGUGUGUAUAUGAGCUAAUAUUUGAUUUGUUUCUGUAUAGCAUGAUCGAAGAUAAUUGAGAAUUUUGCACUUUUUUUAGUCCUUUGGAAAUUUGUAUUCUAACAGUUUUGAAGAAUGUACGUUUAUUUUGUACAUAAUACAUUAGCUUUGUAUAUGAAAAUGGGUUUAAAUCAAAUAAAAAAAUGAUGUUACUUUCUUCA
Molecule: messenger RNA, 15009 nt
Organism: Leptonychotes weddellii (Weddell seal)
Lineage: Eukaryota; Metazoa; Chordata; Mammalia; Carnivora; Phocidae
Source: RefSeq, a predicted model, not a curated record